Messenger RNA from Mycena citricolor, 1943 nucleotides. Lineage: Eukaryota; Fungi; Basidiomycota; Agaricomycetes; Agaricales; Mycenaceae. The record is from the annotation of a GenBank genome assembly.
CGUGAUCCCAGUGCAAUGCCCGCCCAUGUUCGGAAAAAUCUAUCAAUGCUCUACAGAUGAGACCGGGACAUCACGGAUCUUGACACUUGACGCAGAAGGUGAGAACAUCGACCGACCUUCUACAUUCAGCUGCUUUGUUCCCUUUGGCUAUCUCUAGACCCCUCUGAUUUUUCUGCGCGCUUAAACGGGGAUUAAAGUGCAUUUCUCGUUGUUUACAUGGCCAUUUUUACGUGCAAGCCGGCUGGUCCUGAAAUCUCCCAGAUCUUAUCUGUUCCACAGAUGGUAUAUCCUAUGGAGUCGCAGCAACUAACAAAUUUUGUUUUGUGAUGUGAUUAUAUGAUCAACAGGACAGCCUAAGAUCAUACACUGAUCUGCAGCGGAUUCCCAGUUGGUUUCUAAGCAGAGUUCCUCGAGCGCUUCUCACACUCAGAGUAUGAAUAUGGGGACGGAAGGUGCGGGAUUUCGACGUAGACCCCGUUGCAGGUCUGCGCAGUCGUGCCAGGUUUCAAAGCCAUCCUGCACCUCCACGAGAGUGGGCACUCGCUCUCAUGCAGUCUUUCCGCCGCACCUUCAAUGUGGAGAACAACGCUCUCCGGUCCAACCACCCGUACGCUCUCCGCCCCGGUCAGACAACGCAAACUCUGCUCUUCUUCGAGUUCCGUUCGUACGGGCCGCCGACGUCAGACUUUGGGCGACCCGGCGACGUCUAUAUCGAUCUCUCCCCGACUCGGCAUGCGUUGUACUGGCGCGAGCGGAAUGUUGAUCAAGGGAUGGGUGCCGGGGACUGGUGCUGCUGGAGCGGGAUUACCUGCGACCCGCAGAUGCAGGCGCGUCAUCCGUGGGUGCGCAGCAGCGGCGACGUCUACCUCUCGGUCGAUCUCGACGGUGUUCAUUGGGCUUCGAUCGAGGAGAUUUCCGCGAGUCGGAUGCGAAUGGGAUUGCCGCUCGCCCCACGGGGAGGCCUGGACCCCCGUUCAAUGACUGCGGAGGUGCUGGGAAGGAUGCUGACACAAGAGCAGCAGCGGAGAUCAACAGUCUCCCCGACACUCACAAGCCCGCACGUGCUUUCUCCCCUUUUGCAUCACCGCGCGGGGACACCAGCGCCACUCUCGGCUGUCGCCAACUCCGGCGGACCCUUAGUCAGCGCACACGACAAAAAGCGGCGCCGAGCGAGUAUGGGCGUCCCACCGUCGUCAAUGAAUUCGAGUGCUAGUUCGACGGCCUCAUUUGGAGGACCUCUCGUUCAUUCUCCUUCUUCUUCUUCGACCGCUCUACUCAGCCAACCACACCCUUUCUAUGGCCUGCCCCGCGGCAUGCCUGAGGCGCCUCCCGUUCUCUCGCCGGAUAAUCCGAUCAUCUAUGCAGACUUGCCGCAAUCAGAACGUGUCCGAGCAGCUCAUCUGGCGCUCGACCGCAUGCGUUUUGCGCAGGACGCGGAGAUGAAUGCUAAACACGCUCUGAAAGAGAAGAAUGGGGAGCUGGCACAAGCUCGUCAACGAGAGAAAGACAUAAUCAGCAGUACGCAGCGGAAACCCUAUCUAAUCUCUGCAGAUGCUUAUCCCCCCCAAGUCUCGUAUCACUAUCAAAAACGAGAACGCGAGCUCGUCGCGGCUCUCGCCGCCGCCGAACAAAGAUCCUCGGCCGGCCUCGAGGAACUGAGAAGCUCGGCCCAGUCAAUGAAACAGCAAGCCGAUGCGGCCCGCGAACAAACGAACCAUGCUGUUCUGCAAGUACAACAGUCCCAAGCAGAACUCGAAGCCGCGCAAAGAGAGCUGCGCGAACUUCAGCGAAGACCAUUUGAAGAAUAGCUGGAACCCAGUUGAAGAUACUGUUUCGCCCCAUUGACAUUGUAUUUGUAAAACAGAGCCAGAAUUCCUUGUAUACGACUCUCGGACUCGUGUUGUAGGACACUUAGUCAUUCUUUCCAUUGCUAUUUUAUACAA